Molecule: messenger RNA, 1549 nt
Organism: Caenorhabditis elegans
Lineage: Eukaryota; Metazoa; Nematoda; Chromadorea; Rhabditida; Rhabditidae
Gene: glr-10
Product: PBPe domain-containing protein
Exons: 6
Coding region: 1-1272 (423 amino acids)
Source: RefSeq, marked reviewed
AUGCCCAAAAAGCCCUGUGCAAAGCCAGGCGCUGAAAUUGAAAUUAUUUCAAUGGUAAUGCAAAUAUUGGAUUGGCAAUGGGAAGUUAUUGAUACUGAAAAAGAAUUUAAUGUUGUUAAUGAUUUUGGAAAUCCACAACCAGACGGAAAUUUCUCCGGAAUAAUGGGUCUUCUGGCACAGGAUAAAAUUGAUAUGAGUGGUCUCUCAAUGAGAAUUACACCUGCUCGAAUGGAAUUUGCUCAUUUCACAUUCCCUAUCAGAUACUUUCAACAAGUUUAUAUCAUUAAGAGACCGGCUGAAAAUGACUUUAGAAAUUUUGUUUUUGCUCCUUUUACAACUGAUAUGUGGCUUCUUCUUUUGGCGACAAUCAUGGGAGCAUCAACAAUGAGAUUUGCAUGUGCUCUUUAUUGGGAUAGUCGAGUCGGAUCCAAAUUUAAUAUUUACACAAGCAGCGUUUUGGAAACUUUUGGUCUGAUGUUAAAGCAGAGAGUUCAAGAUCCAACUGCAGUUUCAACAAUGCUUUUAGAAGGAUUUUUAAUAGUUGCAAUGAUGAGUAUUGCCCAGUAUUAUCAAACUUCAAUGAACUCACGGUUAACUGCUCCACCAUCUUCGAGAAUUCCAUUUCUACAUCAAAAUCAACUGAUAGAACUACUUCUGGAUAAGGAAACUUAUCUCACAUAUUAUUUUAAUUUAACUUUGGAAGGUUCAACAGAGAAAAAUGAAUAUAACAUAAAACGUGCAUUGGCUAUGAACCCAAUUGUUGUUCGGGCAAGAGAAGCAGAUUUAAUUAAAGAAAUUCAAAAAGGUGGAGUAUUUUACUCAACUUAUGAUAUCGAAUUUUUACCUCAAGCAGUGAGCGUUUGGGACAAAAGACAAGGAUUGACAGUUAUAAGAGAUACAAGUGGAAUUCUUAGUUAUGUUGCGUUUGGAUUUAGUAUCAGCAAUCGAAAACUAUGCCAAAUGUUCAACAAAGCUCUAUUGAAAAUUCUUCCUGGUAUCGCAAGUAUCACUUUGGGACCAGGUUAUGGUACAAAAAAACAACCGGAAGACAUAACUGUUCAAGUGAAAAAGACGCGUCUCAGUUUGAAAAAACACUUGGAGCAAUUAUUCUACAUUUACUUAAUAGGAUGUGGAAUUGCACUGGCAUUUUUUAUUAUUGAGAAGGUUUUUUUUAGAAUGAGAGUUUUGAAAAGACAAAAGGUAUACCAAGUUAAUCGUCAAGAAUCCGAUGUAACUCCAGAAUGUACAUUCACACCAUUGCCUUAUCACUAAUACAUUUUUAAUUCAAAAAAAACUAAUUUUAUUCCAGAACGAUAUUUUAACACUUAAUAUCAAAUUACCGUAGUGAUUGUUCUAGAUAGAUUUGUUUCUUUCUUGUUAGUUACAGUAUUGAUAACUUUUUGGCGAUUUGUCGGAUCUAAAAGGAAAUAAACCACAAAAUUAAAACACGAACACCCAUAAAGAUUGAAAAAGCUGAAUGCUGACUGAAGCUCAUGUGACUGUUGGGAUAUUAACUGAAAAUCUUGAUUUGUGAAAAUAAAAAGUAUUC